CGUAAUUGGCUAUAGCGAGGUGACGCUGCUAGUUUAGCGAGACUAACAGACCUGCUAGCCAGAUCACUCGCAAACACUGAUCAGCUUUAUGAUGUUUGACCUGAUUUUUACCAGGCCUUAGUGGGGUUACUAGGUAAGUGGCUAAUAUAUUUAAGAGAUAACGGAACCACAUCUUCGGCAGAUGACAUAGGAGUUGGUAUUCUUUCCUUGUUUUGUUAGCUAGCUUUGUGUAUCUAGCUUAAGAAGCUAACCUUAGCUGUGUAGCUAAACGCUGACUUGCCUGUUCUGAAUUGGGUGAUGUUAGCGGGCUAGCUGAAGUAGGUAGCUAGUCUAGUUGUCAAUCGUUGGAAGACGAAAAACGCCACAGGCUACAUAAAAGCUGGGACCAGACGGGUGGAGUUCUGUGAAUGGAAACCGAAUAAGGCUCUCAUUUCUCUUACGUGUAAACGCUUGACAGAGUUUCGGAGUGUUUAAGCUAGUGUGACAGACUUCUUUCGUGUCUUACGACAAAAAAUAAUGUUCCGGCGCUGAACAUGGGAGGCAGUGGCUCCAAGUCCAAAGGCUUUUGGCCUUUUGCCGGCUCAGGUACCGGCAAUGAUCCAACCAAUGAGGGGAACGAACAGUCGCUGGCGAGGUUCAGAAGUUCCCGAAGUGGUACACCGUUCGUGUUUACAAGAAGGAGCUCUCUUUACUAUGACGAAGAUGGCGACCUGGCGCACGAGUUCUAUGAGGAGACAGUUGUGACGAAGAAUGGGCGCAAGAGGGCAAAGCUGAAGAGGAUUCAAAAGAAUUUAAUACCUCAGGGAAUUGUUAAGCUGGAUCACCCCCGGAUCCACGUGGAUUUCCCAGUCGUUUUGUGUGAAGUGUGACGAUGCCCAGGGCCUUCUGGGAGACUAGGCUAAGGCCAGCGAUUGACAAACUCCGCCCUCGCCCCCCUUCACUCCUCCCAUUGAGCCCCUGCCAUCCUGAACUUCAUUCUAACCAUGGUGUUCCUCAGAGAGGGCUCACAGCGCCCCUGUGUGGUUAGAAGGGCUCGCAGUGAGCUGAACGACUGCUGCCUUGGCAUAGCUUAUGGAAGCAGUGCAACAUGCUCAAUUGAGGGAUUUAGUGUGGGUAUUUCCAGCUUAAUGUGUGACAGUGCUUUUGGGAGGAAAAAAGAAGAUGAAGAAUGAAUAGAACAAAAAAAAUACAGUCCUGUUCUCUGACCUGUCUCAAAAGUACACUACAGCCCUGUUAUGUCAGGUGGCUCUUACAUGAAACUGUUCUUCUCUACGUUUCAGACAAGUUCAAGUCCAGCCUCUCUGUAAUGUAAUGGAUCCCAAUGUGUGUAUUGCUUGAUUAGGCCCGUGUGUUGGUUUUGGAAGGUCAGUGCUGAGGUUGUGAUGCAAUGGAUAAUUCAUAAAAUAGUAUGUUAUGGAGGGAGAUAGAUAGAUGUAGCCUACUGCUUGCCAGAGUAGUAGGUGUGAAGCUGAACAGCUGGCCCUUAGUUUUCAACACUAGGAAUUGAAUCUUAAGUAAUAACUUUACAGAUCAGAGAGAUUUUUGUUGAGCACAGGUGCUGGUUUUUGGCUCUGCCCAAAGGAAGUAGCCCCAAAACCUGCUCUGUCCCAGCUCUCCCGGGCUCUCUCUGACCUACUGAGCGAGCAGCUCCAGUGGUCAUGUCAUUUUUCCAGCAGAACUGCACAUUGAUUGUGCCUGCUCAGCUCUCAUUUUAAAACAUGUUGGGGGUAUUGCCAGUUAGCGUGUGAUUUUUUCAAACCUGUGAUCUUGCUUAUCUGGUUUAGACCUUUGGUAAGGAGUUUGUGUUCCGGAGAAGUCUGAAGCUUGGUUUUUAAUGUCCUCUAAAGCCUCUCAGCUCCUUGUAAAAUGUUUUGACUGUGUCAUGCAUGAUGUGGCUCUGAAAGAAAUAUUUCUGCUGGUUCUGCAUUUCCAAUCACUUGGUGUCAGUUGUAAUAGCAUAGAUGUAGGAGGGCUGACCUUUGCUAGUUUUAGCUCUUCAGAUGCACAAAUUAUCUCCACAUUUACCUCUAGAUUUGGUCCUUUUGCUUGUAUUAAGGGAUACAGUUAAAAGUUUUAUUUUGGCUGUAAUUUUUUUUAUAAGGAUUUGAGCUUAAUUCCACAACUGAAUUAAUAAAUAUGAAAUAUCUAAUAAAUAACUAGGUGUUUCCUCCCAAAUAAUCUCACUAAGGUGUUUUUGGUUUCAGUUUGGCCCCCUGUGGUUGAGUUUGGGCUCCUGAUGGUCACUAACAGAAAUUGCCUAAUCGAAGGUGGUAGUCCUUUUCUUUUUGCCGCUUCCUUGAAAGGAAGUUGGACCAUUACAAACAUAGUGUAUGAAACAUCACAGUUGCAUCUAUGUAGGAAUGCUGGUUCUUUUUGAAUCCACUGGCAUACCGUAUAAUUCCACAUCUGUCAUUGCAUUGCUCUACGCAAAGCUUGAUUUGUUACCAUUUUUAAAAUCUCAAAUGCAGACACUGUUCCAGCAUAAUGUAAGGGGUAGUUUGAGUGACAAAGUUACACUUUCUAACAGUUUUUAAAACAUCUUUUUACACUUUUUUCAGUUGUUUCUUAAUUUUCCUAAUGGCCUGAAAAUGUGUUCCAGUCACUAUUUCAUGAUUAAAUGGUUGCCACUACAGAAGAACCUCAACUAAAAAUGAAAUUGGCAUACCUUAUACAUUCCACCAUAUUUGAUGCUGUACUCAAAAUUGUGUAAUGCCCUGUCAUGCCACAGGGGGGUAGCAGGUGAAGGCCCAUUGUGGUGUCAGUUUUCAAACCAUUGCGCUACCUCCUCCGUUAUGAUUUCUGAAUCUCAUCUCCUCUAGGUCUGUUAGCUUUUCUGCUUGAGUCCAUGAGUGCAGUGGUUGCCCUGCUGUUUCCCCCUAAACCUAAGCCCUUCAUUGUUCUUAGCAGCCAAUCAGAGUCGUGCCCAAUAUUCCACAGUCCGGAAAGUUCUCCGUUACAGCUCACGCUGGGCUUGUUCUUUUAGCUGACAGGUCCCCUCCCAUCCCCAGCUUUCCUCCAGAAUGGAAAUGCAUGCUGGGAAAUGUCAAGGUGUGUUUACAGCUAGUUCUCUGCUCAUCGUUCUUGACAUGCGCUGACCUGGACUGUGUCUGAAAUGGCCCAUUAUUUCUCUAUAUAGUGAGUAACUAGGGUAUCAGCCAUUUCCUGGAAAUUGGCUGACACCCUAUUUCGGAUGUUUUUUUUUUUGUUUUCAUUUUCAGUGCGUGCAGACCAACAGAACAUUGAGAUGCUGUCACAAUCUAAACUUUCAAGAGCCUGUAUAACUGGGAGAGCUAAUGCCAAAUCCUAAUCAUUAGCAUGUAUGUCCAUAUGUAUGUUUGCCUUGACGUUUAUCAAGCAUUUUAAACGGCUUCUAUUGGAACAUUGUCAAGCCUGAAGGAAGGCAUCCAAAGCAAGCAUUUUACUGAUAUCAGGAAGGACUUUAGUGUGUUUACCUGCCCGGUCAAUCCAGGCCCACAUCCCACUUGAAUAUUGUUCCUUAAAACCAAGCAUGCAAGAAAUGAAUAUUGUAUCCACCCUAACUGGAGGGUCAGCAUGACAAUACAGGGCAGGUACUUGAAUUUACAUUUUUCUAUGAAUGGUCAGAUUAAUCAAGUUUGUUUGCCAGGUUCAUAUUGAAAACAUUAGGUCUGAGUAAUGUGAAACUAGUGUGUUUUCUCAAGUGCGCAGAUUAUCUACAUUUCAAAGUUUUAACUCGAUAAAUUUCAGAUCUGAAAUAUGCACCCCAAGGAUAUAUUAUUUUAGCUCUUUUUAAAAAAAUACUGUCUGAUGGAACAUAGCUGUGAAACGACCCCCCACUCCAGCCUUUUCACAUUCACUAUGGCUGGCAGAGAUGGUUGUUGUUGCAUAUGUAUUGUGUAUAGUUUCUGCGCUUGGCCAAUUAGAACUUUUUCAAACGAGCAAAUCCCAAAAUACCCUACUACAGUCUGGCAUUUGCAAGCGAGUCAUCUCAAAGCGAGUGCAUUCUUUGUCCAGAAGUUCCAUUUAUUUUGCAGGGGGCUUCCUCUAAACCUGGGUGUCUCUCUGGGAUUGUAAAGUUCAGCACAUUUGUUCUGGCGCUUGGCACUUGGGUGAAGCAAGUGCAUUCCUGUUGUGCAAAUUAGUCACUGGAUAGGAGGAGAAAGUACUUCUAGGUAUCAAAGCUAAGAGCAGUGCUGCCUGAUGGGGGGGGGGGGACUUUUUUCUUUUGCCAGCUGUGCGCUCUUUGAGAAUCGGGGGGGAGAGAGUGCUUCGUAACACCCUAGGAGCGUGUGGUAACGUGCUGAGUGUCGCUCAGGCUGUGGACAGUGCUGAAUUAGUGGUAGAAUCGCUGGCCUUCAGUUGAUUUAUCUGUGCAAAUUUGAUGGGCAGCGCAUGACACACAUGUUAUUGUUUCAGUUUUUGCCUGCUUUUGGCAAGCGGAGAAUAUGCAAUGUGGAAAAAUCCUUAUGCUGACUGUGCUGAUCAAUAAGUUUUUACCUCGUCAAAUCUAGUAACCUUGUUCUUCAGGGCUGUUCAGUUGUGCUGCAGUAGAAAUUGCCAGGUGUUUGGCAAUCUAUUGUAGGUGACCUUUAUAUAUGUUGUCCUGGCCCUCAAUUUUUUUUUCAUUUUUUUUUUCAAGCUGCUUGGACAAUUAUCAUGAAUCCAGUGCGUAACGAGGGGAAUUGGUCUCCCGUUACACACAGUUGAGGUUUGGUUCUGGUAGUUUGGUCUUGCUGGAGUUGACCACCAUCUUUAUUCCCGAGUCUCUUCACAACCACCCUAGGAAAUUGAACUUUUGUGCAGAACCAUGUGAAGUGUCUUUUUAAUGGCUAGCAGAUGACCUCGGGUAAUUAUACUGUGAGUAGGCUACGUUUUAUUUUUCCCUCCCUCCUAAAGCUGUGGACUGUCCUGUGAGGGUGAGUCCUUUAUGCACUCAAAUCUCUCUUUCUCUCUCUUUCUUACUCUUUCCCCUCCCAUAAUAUAUAUAUAUCUGCAUUCACUGUGAAGUUGAUGAUCUUAAUGAUCUUGUUAGUUGAGUGGAUAUGAUGGUGGUAGAGCAGUGGGGUGGCUUGGUGUCUGGUAUGCUGGACUGAGGGGUGGAUGAUGACUCAGAGAGUGUGUCAGCUCACCACGUGACACCACCAGAGCACUUGUGUUUGACUGGUAGUGUUGGAGGUAUUUUGUACAGAAAUUGCUCAAUGCGUUUGUAAAUUGUGGGAAAAGAUAUAUGUUUUUUAUAAGAAGCUCAUUUUUGUGUGUGUCUUGAUUAGCCAAUGAUAGAGUACCACUGAAGUCCACUGAGCAUUUUUUCUGGCAAAAGUAAAUAAAUUUCACCCAAAUGAGAUGAUCAUAUUGAAGGCUUGGAGAAGGUAAACUCAAUUUCCAAACUAAAAAAAUAUAUAUAUUUUUUAAUUUAUUUUAUUUUUCGUUCCUGUCAAUUUCAUUGUGAACCAAAGCCUGCUGCCCAUCUGGCCACCACAUUUCUUUUUAAAGAAAAGCAGAAAUGGACCCUUGAGUCUGGAUGGGACAAAUCAGAGUACUGUCUCCAGAUCCAAGAGUCUUUUUUCAAGCUUAAAAUUUGAAAGUUUGUGCACUAGUCUCCAAAUGGCUGCUGUUGGUGUUUGAAGCAAUGCGUAAGCUGAGGUUGGCUAUCACGGUUGAGGAAGUGGGAGUCUUGCCUGAAGGAGCAAUGGGAGCUGUGUUUGAACGUGCUGUGCUAUUAUGUUCCUACAGCCACCAGCUUGGCCAAGGAAACAGCCAUCUUCUCAUCUGUAUACGUGUAUAUACCACAAGCAGCACCUCCAGUACAUGUUGCAUAUCUCGGAGAUGAGGGGGGGCGUUAACCCAUCUGUGUAGAUAAUACAAAUAAGUUCUGUUUAUAUUUAUGAAUGAUUAUUUUUUAAGUUAUGAGGAUACUUGUUUAAUUUUGUUUCUUGUCCUUUUAUUUGUUUUAAAAUAAUAAAAGAAAGUCCUUGAGUAA
Molecule: messenger RNA, 5959 nt
Organism: Anguilla anguilla (European eel)
Lineage: Eukaryota; Metazoa; Chordata; Actinopteri; Anguilliformes; Anguillidae
Gene: tusc2a
Product: tumor suppressor 2, mitochondrial calcium regulator a
Exons: 4
Coding region: 534-869 (111 amino acids)
Biological process (GO): regulation of mitochondrial membrane potential; inflammatory response
Cellular component (GO): mitochondrion
Source: RefSeq, a predicted model, not a curated record